AUGUCUGAGGAGAAAAACCAUAAAGACUCUCACGAAGACGAUUCCAAGGAGACACCCCCGUCUCCAAGCGCACUUGUCCCGAAUGACGUCUCUCACAGCACGAAGAUCCUUGAAGUCACCAAUACAGAUCUUGCGUUGGCUCUUUCCACCGGUCCGCCGUUGAAUCCAAGGAGCUGGACAUCCAUCAAGCUUUACUUGUGCCUUAUGGUCGUGUUCAUGGGAAGUAUGGCGAAUGGCUUUGACGGGCAAGUCAUGAGCGCCGUUAAUGGAAUGCAACAGUAUCUCAACUACUUCGGUAUUGACGGUCAAGAUGCUGGUGGAGGCGUCGGUACGGUGACCGCGAUUAUCUUUGGUAUUUAUUCAAUAGGAAGCAUUGUGGGGGUUGCGCUCGCUGGUCCAACUACCGACUAUUUUGGACGUCGAGGAGGCAUGUUCACUGGAGCCGUCAUUAUAAUAAUUGGUGCUGUUGUGAUUACUGUGUCCAAGACUCAGGACUACCUUCUGGCUGGUAGAUUUGUUCUCGGGUUUGGAGUUUCUUUCGCUACAACAGCAGCACCUUCAUAUGUUGUCGAGAUGUCUCCUCCACAAUGGCGCGGUCGUUUGACAGGAUUAUACAACACCUUUUAUUAUACUGGUUCCAUCUUGUGCACCGGUGUUUCAAUCGCAACUGGCCGUCUUAGUACCACAACAUCGUGGCGAACACCUUUGGCUAUGCAGCUCAUACCUUCCGGAAUUCUCGCUAUUUUCUCGCUGUUCUUGCCUGAGUCACCUCGAUGGUUGAUGGCUGUCGGUCGCAAAGAAGAAGCACAAACAAUCCUUGCUAAGUAUCACGGUAAUGGAGACGUUAACGCACCUUUAGUGCAGUUAGAAAUGAGGGAAUUCGAGGAAUCUAUAAAAACGGAUGGCUCCGACAAGCGAUGGUGGGACUACUCUGAACUAGUCAACACGCACAAUGCCCGAUACCGUACAUUUAUGAUGCUCCUAAUGGGAUUCUUUGGACAGUGGUCUGGAAAUGGUCUGGGGUAUUUCCUUACUAUUUUGUUCAAGAACGCAGGAGCGAACACGCAAGAGCGACGUCUGAUUUUGAAUUUUGUCAACACACUUGUCUCGGCUGCAGGCGCGCUUAUUGGAACGUCUCUAACUGAUCACGUUGGGAGACGUACGAUGUGGUUCUGGGGAACUCUCGGUAGCGCGGGCAUGCUUGCAAUUGUGACUGGUUGCACUGCAAAAUGGGGAUCAGAAGGAAGUAACCCGGCGGGUUCCAAUGCGGCUAUCGCGUUCAUAUUUCUGUUUGGCUUCGUGUACAGCUUGGCAUAUACGCCGUUACAAGCUCUGUAUCCUUCAGAAUGUCUUGCAUACAACUCUCGAGCGAAAGGCAUGGCAAUGUACUCAUUCGCUGUGAGUUGUGCAGGCUUCGUCAACACCUAUGCGGGUCCCAUUGCUUUGAAUAACAUACAAUGGAAGUAUUAUAUCGUCUAUGUGGUUUGGGAUCUUUUCGAAUGUUUGAUCAUCUUUUUCUUUGCUGUUGAAACGAAAGGGCGUACUCUCGAAGAGCUGAACGAGAUAUUUGAUGACCCCCACCCAGUGAAAGCGUCAAUCAGUAAGAAGAAAGUUGCCGUCAUGGAGAAGGAAGGUCAGGUCCAGAUGGUGGCUGUUCAACCAAGCGGUGAUCAAGUGUAA
Molecule: messenger RNA, 1680 nt
Organism: Desarmillaria tabescens
Lineage: Eukaryota; Fungi; Basidiomycota; Agaricomycetes; Agaricales; Physalacriaceae
Product: general substrate transporter
Exons: 21
Coding region: 1-1680 (559 amino acids)
Biological process (GO): transmembrane transport; carbohydrate transport
Cellular component (GO): membrane
Molecular function (GO): carbohydrate:proton symporter activity
Source: RefSeq, a predicted model, not a curated record